Musa acuminata subsp. malaccensis (wild Malaysian banana) is the source of this 1163-nucleotide messenger RNA. RefSeq names its product small heat shock protein, chloroplastic-like. Lineage: Eukaryota; Viridiplantae; Streptophyta; Magnoliopsida; Zingiberales; Musaceae. Gene Ontology annotation, biological process: response to heat. The record is from RefSeq and is a predicted model, not a curated record.
UCAACCUCGACAUACUGGAGAAUAUGUCGUCGGCUACUUCAAGCAUCAACACCUUCUCUUCUCUCUUAAGCCGAAGGAGGGGUGUCAGCAGCAACAGAAGCAGUUGCUUCACAACCCAAUGUUUCCUUCCAUGCCAUCUCAGGGCUCCCAGAUACGUUGCCAUGAAGGCCAUGGCUUCCCAGCGCACAGGGAGUUCUGGAGAACCUCUUCAAAAACCUAGCAAGAUGAACCAGACAAUGAUGCAGCGACAAACACCGGCUUCAUCACUUGGUGGUAUAUGGGAGUUGUUCCCGUUGAAGUGGAUACUGCAACAGAUGUUAGAGACAACCGACAGAUUCAUGCAUGAUCCUUGUUACUGCAAUGGCAUUACAUUCCUCGACCUACAAAGCAAAGAAACUGUAGACUGUUGUCGGAGUAAACAGAGAUGGAAGAUUGAGGAAGACGAUGGAGGACUUCAUAGGUUGACGUUUGAGAUGCUAGGUGUGACCAAGGAAGAUGUGAAGGUGUGGGUGGAAGCAAGAAUACUAUAUGUCGAGGCCAAGAAGAAGGCAGAAGAGAAAGAAGACAGGAGGCACACCGAGAGACAACAUGAUGCCAAAUUCACACUGCCUCAUGAUGCCGAUGCUGAGAAGAUUAAGGCAGAGAUGAAGGAAGGGGUGCUUCAUGUUAUCAUCCCAAAGGUUUCACCAUCAAGCAAGGUUUUGAACAUAGAUGUGCAGUGAUCAUGGCUACUCAUAUGAUCUACAUGUGGCUUAGUUGAUGAUCUCUCCUUUUUUUUCUUCCUUUAUUCUAUUCAUAAAGAUAGGUUUUGAAGCAUGUUCUCCCUUAUUUCAUAAAUAGGUAGCUUAAAGCAUGAGCAUUCAAAUCAAAGGGAUGCUGAGUUUAUGUGAAAACAUUAUUUUUAUCAGAAUUAUUCCUUGAUUGGUGUUCAAUUGCCAAGCUUAAUCAAUAAAAUUAUAUAAAAGUGACAGACACAUAAACAUCGCAUUACAUUGUGUGGUGAUACAACCAUGCCUAGGUGUUACAAAAAAUCUUUGGUUUUCUAAUAUUCAACUCAUGUUUUGUAGCAAGAUAGGUUGGUCUUUUGCAAUGCAAGCGUCAGGUAUUAAAGCCAUGAAAAUAAUCUCUCUCCUUGAAACGAUAAGAACAAAAAGGAAAAAGAA